Trypanosoma theileri is the source of this 1155-nucleotide messenger RNA. Its product is annotated as putative ARP2/3 complex subunit. The coding region runs from base 1 to 1155 and encodes 384 amino acids. Gene Ontology annotation, cellular component: actin cytoskeleton; Arp2/3 protein complex. The transcript has a single exon. The record is from RefSeq and is a predicted model, not a curated record. Gene Ontology annotation, molecular function: actin filament binding. NCBI's taxonomy places the organism in Eukaryota, Euglenozoa, Kinetoplastea, Trypanosomatida, Trypanosomatidae. Gene Ontology annotation, biological process: Arp2/3 complex-mediated actin nucleation.
AUGACUACAGAGAAGUUGAAAGAUACAAUUUGUGGGGCAGCUGUUAUUGGCCUUUCGUUCAAUAAUGAUUUCUCCGAGUGCACUUUUUCCCCGAAUAAUCACUUGGUACAUGUUGCGAAAUGCAAAAAUAAAAUGGACUGUAGUACUUGGGAAAUUUACGAUACUUUAGAGCAGCAUGAUCAGUCUGUAUCUGCUACUGCCUGGCAUGGAGCAACAGACCGUAUUUUAUCAUGUUCCCAAGAUCGUACAGCCUUUGUAUGGUGCCGGAAUGCUAAGGGGAAAUGGAAACCGCAAAUGGUAUUACUUGAUGCAGGUGUAAAGAGGGGACUUACAUGCUGUGCGUGGAGUUACUCUGGAGGAAAGAUUUAUGUUGGUUCUGCUGCAGCUAACAUUGCCGUAGGACGUUUUGAUCCUAAUGAUGAAUGGUGGAUUUGUCGUUUACUGGAAGGUCAUACUAGCACAGUAACAGCACUCGCCCCACACCCAUCAGACGACACAAUAUUAGCUUCUGGUGGGACUGAUGGGAAAUUAUUGCUGGUUUCUACCUUUGUGAAGAAAUUAGACACGCAGAAAUCAUCCUCCUUUGGUCAUGUCUAUAUGGAAAAACAGUUUGGGGCAUGGGUUCAUGCUAUGGCUUGGACACCAUCUGGUCAGAGAAUUGCAGUUGCCACACAUGAUAGUAGAGUGCAUAUUAUUGAUCUUUCUUCUUUUUCUGGCAGUGUUGAAGAGAAUACAUGUUCUUCAACCUUGUAUACAGUCAAUUUGUCUAUACUCCCACUAAAGGCUCUCACGUUUGUAGUGGAUGAUCACCUUGUUGGUGGGGGUUUCGACUACUAUCCAGUUCUUUUCACUCCAGUAGAUAAUGGUGUGGGGUGGCGUAUGACUGGUAAGUGGACCAUGGAUCGUAAAAAAGGAGUAAAAACGGCACAGCAACUUGCACGUGAACGUUUUCAGAAUGAAGCACGUAUUGGUCAGAUUGAACUACUAGAUGAGGAACAAACACGACAUAAGAAUACUAUCAAUAGCGUUAUUAGUCUUCUUACGGGUAAUUCUGCGAUUGCUGCUGCACCAGGGAUUGAUGAUCCUGUUUUUGCCACUGGUAGUUUGGAUGGUCGCGUAGAAGUAUGGACAAUGAGAGACGUCACAUUUAUCUAG